UAGCAGGGUUUUUCCCCAUUAGAAAGGGAAUUUUGUGCAAGACUCAAUUUAAAGGAGAGUCUGCCUGCUCUUCUGUCAACCAUCAGACUGCAUUGCACCUGAACACCAGAAUGCUGUCAUACAUCGUCUUCUGUUGUGGCCUGCUCUGUGUGCAAGCACACAUGUAUUGCAGAGUCGAAGAGAUUAUUAGGAAUACGCAUGAGCUACUUGCAGAAAACUUUGAAACCUGCGACUGUAGUCUGACUAGUUCAUGUUUAUGUCUUCCCAUUUCUUGGACUGGUUGUGAAUUGUCGUGCUUUGUGGAUGGAUUUAAAAGAAUGAAUGAAACACUGCAAGUUGGUGUCGACGUGAGGGAUACGAUUCGUCACGUUCAUCGAUCACUUUCGCAACUGCAGAAAAAAACGUGCAAAAAUCUCCUGACCUGUAGAGGACCCUGUCACACAAAUUCCACUGGGAACAUAGAGAAAUUCUUAACACUCGUCAAAACAACCUUUCAGCAAGUGAGAAAAGAGAAAAGCGGAAAAAAAUGACAAAGGAG
This is a messenger RNA of Mauremys reevesii (Reeves's turtle), 538 nucleotides long. RefSeq names its product interleukin 9 (gene IL9). The transcript has 5 exons. The record is from RefSeq and is a predicted model, not a curated record. Lineage: Eukaryota; Metazoa; Chordata; Testudines; Geoemydidae. The coding region runs from base 111 to 530 and encodes 139 amino acids.